Messenger RNA from Mytilus californianus (California mussel), 2059 nucleotides. Its product is annotated as toll-like receptor 4. NCBI's taxonomy places the organism in Eukaryota, Metazoa, Mollusca, Bivalvia, Mytilida, Mytilidae. Gene Ontology annotation, molecular function: protein binding. The transcript has 2 exons. Gene Ontology annotation, cellular component: extracellular matrix. The coding region runs from base 151 to 1923 and encodes 590 amino acids. The record is from RefSeq and is a predicted model, not a curated record.
CAGCAUCAGUGAAGUAUAUCUGUAUCAAAUUGUGUAUGUAUUUUUGAUAGAGGUGAAAUAACUUGCAUUCCCGUCUGCCAUAUAGGGCCGAUAAGUCUGUUUUUAUUGUCAAUCUGCGUCUAUUGAACAGGUUGCUAUUCACACGAAGGAAUGAAUGAUCACAAAAAGUUAUCAAAAUCACUUUGUAGAAGACCUGAGAGUUCCGGACUGAUGAAAAACCUAACAGUAAUAUGGCUUGUUCAAAGUUGUGCGAUUGUGGUUUCUGGCAAAUUAUGCCUAGUUGACCCACUAUGUAAAUGUACACACUUGAAGCAAGAAUUGGAUUGUUCUAAUAGGAAUAUAACAGAAAUACCUGCAUUACCAAAAAAUUUAACUGAAAUAAACUUCAGUGGAAAUACGAUAAAAAAAGUACCGGAUGACGUUUUCUUUAACAACGGUCUACUUGAAUUGUUAGACUUAUCACACAACCUUAUUUCUAAUUUACAUCGAAGAUCAUUUUCUGGACUAGUGAGUGUUAAAAGACUUCUUCUAAAUAACAAUGAUAUAUCAGAUGUACAUGGUUAUGCUUUGACUGAAUUAAUGAGCUUGCUUGAACUUAACUUUAAAAUGAACCCUUAUGACUCAUUAGGUUUGAACUUCACGGGAAUUUCGCUUAUAACAGCCAAAUUAGACUUUCGCCAACCAUACAAUAUGACUAGAAAUUUUUGGAGCAUGCCGAAACUCAGGAAUAUGGAUGUAUCUGGUUUAACUGGUAUUUGUAAUGUCAAAACGUUAUCUGCGGACGUGUUCAAACUUUUACCAAAACUUGAAACAAUAAAUGUUUCAGCGUGCUCUAUUAAUUAUAUUUAUAUAGGGACAUUUCGCACAUUAAGCAAUUUAAUCUAUCUGGAUGUGUCGUUAAAUCGAUGUUUGAAGUUUUCGGGCGUAGAAAAUAUUACCAACGAUUUGCCUUAUACAUCAAUUAAGAUAUUGAACAUAAACAAAGUUCACCAAGAUUUCGAACUAAAUACGGAAAUAACAAUUAAACAUUUUCAGAAUCUCAAAAAUACAACCCUAGAAACUUUAUACAUUGAAGGAAAUAGAAUCCAACUAAUUGAACCUGGAGCGCUUUUGUAUUUACCAAAAACUAUGCAGAACGUUUUCGCUGCAGACAAUCAAUUUUCUUUCGGAGGCUACAUUAAAGAUGUCGUCAAGACCCCGAUACACUUUGUAAAUUUAUCAAAUUUGUUUACACCACAUAAUCCUACCAUAAAACCAGAAAUAUGUGAUUUUGUUGCAGAAAGGUGUAUUCGAUCAGGCGACGGUCAUAAACGAUUUUACGAACGAUACCUGCAUUCGCCUGUGAAAGAACAAAACACUAUUCCACCUUAUAUAUCGGUCCCUCCGAAUAUGACAAAGUUCAUUUACAAAGGUUGUAAUUUACGAUAUAAAAUUCCCCUUGUUCUUAUUUCAAGCAAUAAAGUGAAAUAUAUUGAUGCUAGCUUUAAUAUAUUUCACUCUUGGAAUGGAACAGUGGUGUCGUUUAACAACCUUGAGUACUUAGAUAUGUCGAACAAUUUUUGUACAAACAUAUCAAAUAAUUUUUUUCUGAGAGCUCGAAAUUUGAAAUAUCUUUACGUUCAAAAUAAUCUACUUGGAUUUGUAUUGCCAAAAGAUACUGAUGGCAGAAUACUACGGACUGUUGAGAAGCUUGAGGCUAUUAACUUAGCGUUUAAUAGAAUCCAACUGCUUCCAUGGAUGUUUUUCAAACAGCAGAGAUUGCUACGCAAGUUGAAUAUAAGUAACAACAUGUUAGAUAAUAUCACAUUUGAUAUAAGUCAUAUGGAUCACUUGAUAUACUGUGAUAUAUCAAACAACAUACUGUCAUCUCUACCUAAGAGUUUCCGUGAUCAGCUGAAAAAUUCAAUCAGAAUGGGAAACUAAAAGUUGACAUCAGUGAAAAUAAUUUUCGAUGCGCUUGCGACAACCUUGACUUCGUUCAAUGGGUUUCAAUAUAUCAUACACAUCUUGUCAAUUUACAUUUAACAAGCUGCUAUCUUAAAAAUAGAACGAUAGUUAA